UCUUCUGAUGUUGAAUUCUUCAGUCGAAGGAGACACCACUUCAAGUGAAGUCUGAGACGUAAUAAACGGCCGCCCGGCGGAAGUGAAAUUUUACAGCACAGCCGCUUUGGCCUUUUGCCAACUCGGAGUCGGAAGCUCGAAACUAGAGGUUGUUUUACGAUCGUGCCUUAUACUUCCAGCCGGAAGGUAUUUGGGCUAUAUCUCGAUGUCAGCUUUUGUGAACCUGUCACGCUUCUUCACUACCUUUGGGUCUCGCCCACGCUCCUUAGACUUUCCGGAGUCUGUUGUUGACAGCUUACCGGCGGACUUCGACGUGACAAAGAUGGAGCACAACCUGUUGACGAUCGAAGACCCAGAAUUCCGCGAGCACCUGCUCUCUUCAGUUGAGACAGCAUCUCCCGAGCAAUUGCGCGCUCUCAUCCUUCAGCUCGCCGACGAGAUCCCUGAACUACAAUGGUCUCUGAUCCAAUCGCUCACCUCCUUGAAGGCAUUGUCAAAGGAGGUUUCGGAGGUCUCACACAUUGACACGAGGUCGGAUGCGGACUCAAACGAAGCUUCCUUCAGCCUAGGGUGUGUGUCAACGGGCUCUGAGAGUUGCCCCAGCUGGAAGUCCGCCUGCUCGGUUAGCAAUUGGGACAUCGAUGAUAUGACCGAGGAUGUCCCUGAGAUACAAUCCGAGGUGAGCGUCGAUGUCAAAUCGUGUCCGCGCUGGGAUAUUUGCGUAAAUUGCGGACAAAAAUUCGACAUGAACGCGGUGCGCGGGCCGUUCGAAUGCUGCUAUCACCCAGGGUUUCUCCAAAAAGAUGUUGAACGGCACAGACGGUGCGAUCCUCGAUCGUAUCCAGAGGACUUCAUCUGGAGGUGUUGCAACGAAAGCAACCCAGAGGGAUGCGAGACUGGCUACCAUAUACCUGCUGGAGACAUAGGACUGCCGCGAUUGUAGCGACUACUCGCUUUGAACCUUGAGAAAUAAUACUGCCUCAUGUUCGCACGCUGUCGAGUGGAACUGAACAGGUCUUUGCCAAGCGA
Suillus bovinus is the source of this 1029-nucleotide messenger RNA. RefSeq lists its product as uncharacterized. The coding region runs from base 206 to 943 and encodes 245 amino acids. The transcript is spliced from 3 exons. The record is from RefSeq and is a predicted model, not a curated record. NCBI's taxonomy places the organism in Eukaryota, Fungi, Basidiomycota, Agaricomycetes, Boletales, Suillaceae.